Molecule: messenger RNA, 1945 nt
Organism: Fusarium verticillioides 7600
Lineage: Eukaryota; Fungi; Ascomycota; Sordariomycetes; Hypocreales; Nectriaceae
Exons: 1
Coding region: 359-1633 (424 amino acids)
Source: RefSeq, a predicted model, not a curated record
GACGCUAGAAGCCAGUGCCGGUUCCUGAAUACGCAGUACCUAAGCUAUGGAGUGGUUCACCCACCACAAAUUCACGCGCCGCUUAUUACCUUAUGUUGUACAAAACAUAAGCCCUGUUGCCUUAGGCCCCUAGUGUAGGGUCCUUACAUUUUGUGUAGGCCAAUGGCACAGUGGUUUAGUUUAACACCUUAUCUUUCAGAUGGAAGCUCAGGCUUGACGCGUAAAAAUGCGCGGACCUACACACACGUCAUAGUUCGGCAGUCGUUGCUUUUACCUUCUUUUUACCUUGCCUUGGCAGGCAUCUUAAAGCGUUCAGCAAUUUCCUCCGAGACUCUCAACUUAAUUCCCCACAGAAGAGAUGUCAGGUUGGUCUUGGUCGCCUAGACAGGCCAUGCUACAAAUGAGCCGGCGGGAGAUGAAUGGCCAACCGCAUCCUACUAUUCCGCCACUGAGCCUACCAAGCAUGCCAGCUCUCAACCUACCUCAUCCACCUGCUCCAAACCCAGCCCUGCCUAUGUAUAACCAUAAGCCUGUCUGUAACAAGCCUGGUCAUUUCCCCGGUUCCAACAACCUUGCGCCUCCUCCUGUCCCUGGUCCCGUCCCCGAUAACUCAACUUCUCCUGCCUACUACAACCCAUCACCACCAUUUGUUCCGCACACAACCGGGGCUCAAGCACCAGGCGGUCUACCUUCACCUAUGAAUACCUCACUCAUGGCAAGAGGGUUAUCUUCUGGAGCACUGCAAAUUCCGGCUCCUGCCCCUGCUCCUGCUCCUGCUCCUGCUGCGACAACCACCAGCUCUAGGAAGCGCAAGUCUGAUGUUGGCCCCGACAACACUCAAGAGAAUCUUUUCCCAGACAAUGUGCCGGAUAUAGACAGCGAAGACGAACGCCUAGCUCUUCAUGAUUCAGACACCUGCAAUGCCAUUCGUCGUAAGAUUCGUAACUGGAUCGAUUCAGGCGCUCAAAAGGUUGGAGAAUUUCAGAAAACCAUUGGAGUCAGUGGCAAAUCCUACAAUAGCUUUAUGAAUCGAACUGGCACAUGGGAUGGCGAGAACACCGAUACGUACAUCAAAGCCCAUCUCUUCUUCAAAAAGCGUGAGCUCCAGGGGCUCCCCCUCAAGGCCAACAAACCCAAGAAAGCAAAGACAGCCGCUUCCGCCAAGGUUCUUGAAGAAGUUCUUGAUGUGAGCAACGUUGACCCUCUUCCUGGUGAGGCAGACGGAACAGUUCCUAUUUACGACACUUGCGACGAUAUCCGCAAGAAGAUUCGGCCUAUGUUAGCCAAGGAGGGAAUGACACAAGCAGCUUUCAUCCGCGCUCUCAAUAAGAACCUCCCUGAAGGGAAAAGCGUAUCGCCGGCCAAUAUGCGGUACUUCAUGGGCCGAAAGGGAGUCCGCGAUGGCAAUACCAACAUCACCUUCUACGCGGCGUAUGUUUUCUUCGAAAAGAAGCGUAUUCAAGCUGGCAAGCCCAAGGCGCAAUUCCGUCAUAAGAUGGAGAAGGCAUGGGGCAACAAAGGUUUUGAUAUUGAGCAUGGGGCCAACCAACAGUACACUUGUUUUGCUGGUGAAGAGCCGGUAGUGGAUGAGUUUGGCAAGAUUGACUUUGUUGUGACAGGGCGACGGAGGUGAGAAGGACGCAUGUGCUUACGAAAAGAAGAAGAGGAAACCUAGAAGAAGGGUUGCAGACCUGUUGGUGUUGUCUGAUACCAUAGCAUUUGAGCUGAUUUAGUGUGUUAUCAUAAACGGAUUUUUGAAUAGGAAGGAGAAUAGCAAAGGCGUAUCUGAGAGGUUUGGUUCUAAUCCAUAUCUAGCAAAGGGAAAGUAUUGUCACCCAUAGCCUCCUCGAUUCUCUUCAUAAUUGCUAGUACUUCUCUUCUUCCAACCGGCGACCAAUUACUUGAACACCCACGGGGCGGUCCAUGCCUGGCGUUCGCAUCAUUA